UAUAGAACUGUCAUUUCAUUUUACUUCCUGUGAUUAUCCAAUACCUAUUUGAAAUUUUUUAUCAAGAUUUUCAUAAAUAAAAAGGAUGGCAGUGAGGUUGUUAUCGAAAAUUCGGCUCGUGCCGGAGUUGCGAGGCGCGGCGUAUAGCUCUGCAGCUGCCCAGCUCUCCGAUUUUGAAGUGCAACACAAAACCCCUGUAAUUCGCAAGCAGAAAAUCAUCCCUGUGGCUCAGUAUGGAGGACGGCAUGCUGUUACGAUGUUACCUGGAGGAGGAAUCGGUCCAGAGGUCAUGGGUUACGUGAGGGAGAUUUUCAAGUACAUUGGGGCACCCAUAGACUUUGAAGUUGUAGACAUUGACCCAACUGUGGACAAUGAUGAGGAUGUACAGUAUGCUAUUACAACUAUUAAGAGGAAUGGUGUUGGACUUAAGGGUAAUAUAGAGACAAAGAGCGAGGCAGCAUAUGUAACAUCGCGUAACGUGGCUCUGCGUAACGAACUGGACAUGUACGCUUACGUCCUGAACUGCAAAUCCUUCCCCGGCGUACCCACCAGGCAUAAGGAUAUUGAUGUUGUCAUUAUUAGACAAAACACAGAAGGUGAAUAUGCUAUGCUGGAGCACGAGUCUGUCUAUGGUGUGAUCGAGUCUAUGAAAGUAGUGACGGCGACCAAUUCUGAACGAGUAUGCCGUUUCGCCUUCGAGUUUGCUAAGAGAAACGGAAGAAAGAAGGUAACCACAGUCCACAAAGCCAACAUAAUGAAGCUGUCGGACGGGUUGUUCCUGGAGACGUCGCGCCGGCUCGCCAGAGACGAGUACCCCGAGAUCGAGCACAACGACAUGAUCAUCGACAACUGCUGCAUGCAACUGGUUGCCAAGCCGCACCAGUUCGACGUGAUGCUGAUGACGAACCUGUACGGCUCCAUCGUGUCCAACGUGGUGUGCGGACUGCUGGGCGGCGCUGGACUGCUGUCGGGCAGGAACUACGGCGACCACUACGCGGUGUUCGAACCCGGCACCAGAAACACCGGCACAGCCAUAGCGGGCAAGAACAUCGCUAACCCCAUAGCGAUGAUCAACGCGUCGGUCGACAUGCUGGAGCACCUGGGCCACCACUACCACGCCGACCUCAUCAGGCGAGCGGUCAACAAGACCAUCAAUGUGGACAAGAUUGUGACCCCAGACGUCGGUGGUACAGCUUCCUCCACCGAGGUUGUGAACAAUAUUAUGGUAAAUAUUGGCAAAAUGGCAAGAGGAUGAAGCAGUUCUUUUUUUUUAUAAAUAUACAACUAUA
Messenger RNA from Bicyclus anynana (squinting bush brown), 1289 nucleotides. It is a transcript of the gene Idh3g, whose product is annotated as isocitrate dehydrogenase [NAD] subunit gamma, mitochondrial. The record is from RefSeq and is a predicted model, not a curated record. The transcript is spliced from 9 exons. The coding region runs from base 86 to 1255 and encodes 389 amino acids. Lineage: Eukaryota; Metazoa; Arthropoda; Insecta; Lepidoptera; Nymphalidae. Gene Ontology annotation, cellular component: mitochondrion. Gene Ontology annotation, biological process: isocitrate metabolic process; tricarboxylic acid cycle.